Molecule: messenger RNA, 4052 nt
Organism: Schistosoma guineensis
Lineage: Eukaryota; Metazoa; Platyhelminthes; Trematoda; Strigeidida; Schistosomatidae
Source: the annotation of a GenBank genome assembly
AUUUUACUAAGACGUAGGGCGGUGCAAUUUGUGGUGAUUGUCACGUUGUUUUUGGAAUCCUAUCUAGCAUGGACCCUAGUAGGGUAGUUGAGGCAUUAAGUAAUACUCUGUUGGCAGAAAAACAAGGAAAUGGGACAAAGAUACUUGAUGAAAUGCAUAAAAUUAUUGGAUUUGUUCCCACUCUAUUGAAAAUCAUCCUCGAAGAGAGUAUUGAUGUGGGAGUACGACAAGCAGCAGCUCUCUAUUUUAAAAACAACAUCUCUGAAUGGUGGAAGCCCGAUGAGUCAGACGAAUCUGGUGAAUUAAGAUUUUGUAUACAUGAGCAAGAUAAGCAGGCAAUCAGAAGUUCUAUUGUAGCAGCUCUUGUCUCGGCGCCAAUUCCUUUUCAAACUCAUCUCCAGGUUGCUCUUUCCAAAAUAAUUAGGCAUGAUUUUCCUACUCGUUUUGAAGAGUUCCCUGAACAAGUAAAGCAUUUUUUAGAAUCAAAUGAUCGCCAUCAUCUUCGAGGAGCUCUUCGUUGCCUUUAUGCUUUUGUUGAAGUGUAUACAUACAAAAAAAACGAUGAACGCGCAAAUACGGUUUCCACGAUGCAAGUGUUUUUUCCAAUCUUAUAUUCAACGUUGUCGAGUCUCAUCGCUGAAGAAUCCGAAGAUUCUUAUGUACUUCAAACGCUCAUUAUCAAAAUAUUCUUUUCAUUUAUAAAUUACCAUUUCCCACUGGAUGCAAUGAAUAAACAGUUAUUUACUCAUUGGAUUGAUAUGUUCUGUACUAUACUCGGUGAUUUCAAAGUGACUCAUUCGGACACUUCAAGUUCAACCUGGAAACGGCAAAAAUGGGCUUUAAAAAUACUUAACAGGGUUUUCACCCGUUAUGGUAGUCCUGGCUCAGUCAUUAAGCUAUAUCAACCAUUCGCUGACUGGUAUCUUAAAGCUUUCUCAGGGCAAAUAAUAUCAGUACUUCUGAAUAUAUGUGAAGCAUACAGACAAAAAUCAUUCGUUUCCAAACCUGUGCUUAGUCAAACACUGGACUAUUUUUCUUCGGCACUGGCUAACUCAUUUUCAUGGAAAUUACUACGGCCACAUUUCUCUCUUUUGGUCCGUGAAGUUAUAUUCCCGCUAAUGUCAUAUACCGAAGAAGAUGCAGAAUUAUGGCAAGAAGAUCCAGUGGAAUACAUUCGAGCAGAAGCCGGUGAUUGGGGAUCAGUAUCUAGUCCAGCAAGUGCAGCGUCUACGCUUCUAAGUGAAGCAUGUGUUAAACGACGUGGUGUUCUCAAUAACAUAAUGCCGUUCUGCAUUCAUAUAUUAAGUUCCGAGAGUUCUCCUAUUGAGAAGGAUGCUGUUUUGCACAUGUACAUAGCUAUAGCUGAAAUCCUACUGAAAAAAGCUGCAUACAAGUCUCAAUUAGAAUCAUUUCUUGUAGGUCAUGUCCUUCCGACUUUGCAUGCUCCUGAAGGAUAUCGUCGUGCUAGGGCUUACAGAUUGCUGGAGAAAUUAUCAGAGGCUAAAUUCAAUGACCAAAAUAUAUUUGCCCAAGUUGUUGAUGAAGUGAGAAAAGCUGCAUGUUUUGAUUCGGAAUUGCCAGUUCGUGCGUUUGCUGCACUCUGUCUCUCAGAAUUAGUUCGGUGUCAAGAAACUGCUCAUCAAUUUGUGGCUCCUCAUCUACGCGAACUCUUGAUACGUUUAUUGGAGCUUCUUCGGCAAACUGAAUUCGACGAUUUAAACAGUGUAAUCGAAAUAUUAAUACAUACAUUUGAAAAAGAAAUAGUUCCAAUCGCUUCUGAAGUUAUGCAAACAUUGUCAGAUACGUUUCAUCAGCUCGUUAUUAAAUCCGAGUAUGAAUUAAAUAGGGAAUUAAUCGAGCUUGAGGAUACAGAAGAUCUCUUUGAGUACCGGUCAAUAGUUGCUACAAGUGUUUUAGAUAAUAUGGAGUCUAUUCUGCAAGUUGGUGAAGAUAAUGAAAACCUUGUUGCUCAGCUUGAACCCAUUGUUGUGCAUUUGAUCCAAUCUAUAUUCAACCAUAAAUUAAGUGUGUUCUUUGAUGAAGCUCUCACGUUCAUUUUCUCGCUGACAACUAACAAGAUUUCCCCACUUUUGUGGCAACUUUUCGAUCAACUCUAUCCUGUAUUCAAAAAAGAUGCUUGCGAGUGCUUUUCCGAAAUGAUGCCCUGUCUACAUAAUUACAUAACAGUGGACCGUGAGGCUUUCCUGGCAAAUACUUCACGUAUUGAACAAAUUACUGCUAUGUGUUUAGAGGUGUUCUCAAUGGAUGACCAAGAAAGACUACAAAUGCAUGCUGCAAAAUUACUUGAAGUUAUUUUACUUGAUUAUCGAGGUCAAGUGAAUCAGUAUGUACCAAAAUAUGUUGAGCUAGCACUUACACGUCUUACACGCCCGCUUGUUUCAAGUGAACUUAGAACACUCUGUAUGCAGGUGGUAAUUGCUGGAUUGCUUUACUCACCUAUGGAUAUGCUUCAUAUGAUGAUCGAGCAUCCAUGGCCUGGGACAGAGGUUAACAUUUUGUCCGAAUUCCUUAAACGAUGGAUUGAAGAUGCAGACUGUUUCCUUGGAUUGCAUGAUCGCCGCCUCUGUGUCUUAGGACUUUGUUUGAUUAUUUCUCUUCCGGUUGAUAAACGAACUGAUGCAAUUGUAACAUUCAGUGAAAAGUAUAUACCAUCACUUCUACUGUUAUUUUCUGGACUGAAAAAGGCGUACGCAACAAAAGCUUCCAAUCAAAAUGAGGAUGAUUCGGAUGAAGAAGAAUCUGAAACAGAGGAAGAUUUAGAGGGUAAAGCUUUGGGAAGCGAUGAAGAUGAAGUAGACGAAGAAAGUGUUCGUUAUUUGGAAAUGUUAGAGGCAACUAAAGAUUCAGAUGACGACGACGACGAUGAUGAUGAAGAUGAGGACGAUGAGGAAGAAGAAACACUCGAGGCGUUCGACACACAAAUGGAUAAGUCUGAAUGUGAUAUGGAUGAAUAUGUAACGUUUUAUCGUGUAAUGACUGAAUUGGAAAGAUCUGAUUAUGCAUGGUAUAGUCAGUUGAUAAAUCAUCUUAGUGAAGAACAACAAAAUGAUCUCAAAGGAGUGGUGGAUACUGCUCUAAAAUGUAUCCAACAAAAAGAGUCUAAAAUUAUUGAACAAGCUGGAGGAUAUACUUUUUCACCAACUAUCCCUAGUAGCUUUGAUUUCGGUUCACCCAAUGGACAACUUAAAUAAUCUAUGUGUUAUAAACUCUGUAUAGGAUAUGUUAUAGUCUAAUAAACAUGUAAACAAAACUUUCAUAAUUACAAUUUACUUAACUCCAUUAAAUGUGCGCGCUACCCAUUAUGCUAUUUUUAUUUCAUAAAUAAUCUGGUAACUAUAAUUUUGUUCUCUCUUCAGUUUGUUUUCCUUUUAUCAUUGUACACAUAUAUUAUUCUUCUUUGUCUUCGUCUUCUGUAUGCUCUUAUUGUCAAUGUUUACUAUUUCUAACUUUGUGUUUCCUGUUCAACUGACACUAAUCCAUGAUCUUUGUCUGUAGUGCUUCUAUUCUUCUCCCCCAUUCGUAAAUAUUCUAUAUUGCACACACACAUAUAUAUUUGUGUUUUGUUUUUCUUUUUUCCCAUUAAUCAAUGCAUGAAAUGAAAAACUAACCAAAUAUAUAAUUCGUGUUCAACAGAGAUUUGAUUGUGACUUAUUUGUUGGUAAAUAUUUUUCUUAUGUAUUCAAAGAAAAUUGUGUUUUUUUGUUUGUUUUUAUAUCCCUGUUUUUUUCAAUAUUAGUUCCCCCUUCUUUCUUUUUUUUUGAGAAAAAAGAAAGAAAAGAAAGAUCUUGUUAACGACGACUGCAUUAUAAAACUGUGGUUAAUUUUCUUGCUUAUUUUUGCUCUUUUUUAAGACAUUCAAUUUCUCAGAUCACUGCUUUUUGAAAGAAACAAAUAUCUAAUUAGUACAGUGUUAUAAUCCUCUAUGAAAUUUGAUUUGCUUUUACAAAAUAAAAUCUAUUCAGUUUUGCUUUGUAGUGUAUUUUUUGUUUGUUUGUUUGUUUAACGAAUAAAUUACUUGAUGUGAUGUACUG